AGGAUGGAGACUCAAGUUUACUUUGUGGAAGAAGGCAAUGUUCUAUAUUUCAGGAAAUCAAUGGGAUGAAAGUCCAGUACUGGAAAUUCCUCCCCAGGAAGCUCUGUUGAGUUUGGCAAAAGUUCCACAUUCUGAUGUCGCAAGACCUUUGAACCCCGGAUUUCCGUUAAACAUCGAGAUAUUAUAUAGCUUCCAGCACACUGCCGAAAUAGAAACCAUUUCAACAUGAAGAACCCCCUGACGGAUUGCUUGAACAACAAAUUGUACCAGGAUCUAAAGGAAUUUUCUCAAAAUGGAGAGAAUUUAUGCAAACAACUCACAUCGGUCCUUCAGCAAAGGGCUAACCUAGAGAUUAGCUAUGCCAAAGGACUUGAGAAACUGGCAAGUAAGCUUAUGAAAGCAGUACAAAGCACAAAAAAAAACUGCAUCUGGAAUGCAUGGGCCCGGGCAUCAGAGGGGAUGAAAUCAGCAGCCGACUUGCAUCAAAAACUUGGCAAAGCAAUUCUGCUGGAAGCAAUAAAACCUACACAUCAAAGCUUGAGUGUGCACAAGAAGAAGAAAAGAACCCUGGAUGAUGAAGUGGAAAGGACUGCAAAUCUGGUCAUUGCCAACUGGAACCAGCAAAUUAAGGCCAAGAAAAAAUUAAUGGUGUGUACAAAGAAACAUGAAGCUCUUUUCCAUUCUCUUGAAAGCUCUAAGCAAUCAGUGUCAGAAAAGGAGAAACAAAAGUUACUCAAGAAAUUGAAAAAAUCUACCCAGAAGAUGGCCAAGGAAGAUGAAGAUUAUUAUCAAAAGAAUAUGGCUGGCUAUAAGACCAGACUCAAAUGGGAAGUCACUUUAGAAGACUGCUGCCAGAGCACCUUGGACCUGGAAAAGGAGCGAAUCCAGAUGUCGUGCAGUAUGCUAAACCAAUACAACCAGUACGUUUCCAGUUUUGGGCAUAUGUUGGCAUCUUGUUACGCCCCAAUUCACACUGCCAUCAGCAAGGUGGACGUGGACAAAGAUAUCCAGGCUUUAAUGGAAGAAAUGGAAGCUUUACCUGCAGAAGCAAAGUCUGAAUUCUUAUUAACCGAUUACUUUGAAGAAGACUCUACGAAUGGAAUGGAUAAAGAAAGACGGAAAUGUUCAAUAAAAGCGAAAGUGGUCAGACUGCAAGAGGACAUCAAAAAGGCCUCACGAGAGCAGGAAGGACUGGAGCAAAUGCGUAACACCUGUGCCGAAAAUCCCUCCUUUUCCGAUGCAAAGAAACUGAAGGACACAGCCAGACAGCUGGAUGAGACAAAGCUGAAAUUGGCACUUUUGCAAGCAAACUUAUACAAACUGUCGGGCGUGCUAGCUGACCUCGAGCACAGUCCCAGGCCUACACAUCUCAGCAGCAGCUGCAUCUCCAAGUGGAAAGAAAAGGAGCAGACACACAGCUUGGUGAAAAUAUCACGCCCCUUCAGGAUAAAGAGAAUGGAGGGUUUGGCAAACAGAACAGUUCCCACUAAACCAUCAAGUAAUACAGGCACUUCCUCAGGAGUCUCUAACCUCGCUAGCGGUGUGUGCAAAGCUUUGUACACCUUUAAGGCCAGGAGCGAUGAUGAGCUCAAUUUGGAAAGAGGGGACCUCGUGUCUAUUCACCAGAAGGACGAUGAAGGAUGGUGGUUUGGGUCCUUAAAUGGAAAGAUGGGUUAUUUUCCUUCUGCAUAUGUGGAAGAACUGCCUUUGCCCAGCAGUGACACGACUUCACAGGCAUGAAAAGGAGGCAACCCUCAUCAGCUUAAACCUACAAACCUUACUGCAGUUAUCUUUAAAACAGAGGUGACUCACCCAUACACACACACUGAUUCUUCAUGCCUCCACAAUAGGUUGGUACCGCAGAAUCCACUUCAGCUUUCAUUGCUCCUGCUGGGUUGGAUUUUGCCAUGAGCUGGGAGUGGUUGAAAGCCUCACACUCCCAGAGGUCAGUGGCUUAAGCCUGGGCAAGCUUAGCUCCAUGGUCCACUCUGACUCUGGCCAUAGCAAGGGAGGGGAUGAUGCAUGAUGAGGAAGGACAAGACAAAGCAAGGGAUGAGUGGGCUUCCCCUCCUUGAGCUCCAGGGAGCCCAGCUCUGCUAACAUCAAGCCCCAAGGAUCUUAAGAGUUCCACUGCCAGGGUCUGCUUGGCCCAACUCUUCCUGGGAUGAAGUAAGACUUUCUGGGGAUCAGUGGAGCUCACAGAGGCUUGAAGAGGUCAUGCUGGCUUCUUCCAGUAAUCCUGCCUGAUUCCUGCAGGUCCCCUUUUCCACGACUGUACCUGUGAAGAGUGUCAGAAAGCCUAGCCAUCACCCCCAGACACCUCCCUUCUUUUCUUACCCCCCACACCCCUCAGCAUGAAAACUGAGCCAACUGACUGGUAAUUUGAGGUAAGAAAAUAGAAUGAAUACAUAACCUGAAAAACUGCCUCUAGAAGCCUAGACUGUGCCAUCGUUUAGCAUGAUCUGAGUACGUAUGGGACAAUAGCCAGAUCCCACCUGAAGCACUGGGCACGGUGCUGCCCUUGAUAAAGCUUCUGAUCCAUCAGCAGAGCUUAAAGAGGAAGGCUGUUUGUAUAAAUGAAGUGUGGUAAUAAAAAACAGAAACAUCUCAA
Molecule: messenger RNA, 2611 nt
Organism: Tachyglossus aculeatus (Australian echidna)
Lineage: Eukaryota; Metazoa; Chordata; Mammalia; Monotremata; Tachyglossidae
Gene: NOSTRIN
Product: nitric oxide synthase trafficking
Exons: 17
Coding region: 226-1740 (504 amino acids)
Biological process (GO): signal transduction
Cellular component (GO): plasma membrane; cytoplasm
Molecular function (GO): protein binding
Source: RefSeq, a predicted model, not a curated record